AAGCUUCAACAAUUUAAGUGGCCCAAUUCCAGAUUCUCUCUUCAAUAUGAUUUCUCUUGUUUACCUGUUUCUUGGAAACAACAGCUUAUUCGGUACACUGCCAUCCCAAAAAAAAGAUACACUUCUUAAUGUAGAUUUAUCAUACAAUCAAUUAUCAGGAAGAUUUCCAUCUUGGGUUUCAGACGGAGGUUUAAACUUGAAUUUGGUGGCUAAUAAUUUCGUAUUUGAUAGUUCUAACAGCAGUGAUUUGCAUUCAAGCGUGAAUUGUCUUCAGCGAAGCUUUUCAUGCUAUAAGAACUCUCCAAUCCAGUCUUCAUUCGCGAUCAGGUGCGGUGGACCCUCGAUGAAAAUUAACGACACAGAGUAUGAGAGGGAUACUGAAUCUCUGGGCCCAGUAUCCUAUAAGGUGGCCGUUAAAGAGAAGUGGGCCGUCAGCAAUGUAGGAAUAUUUGAUCCAAGAAGCAACGAAAAUGUUUACAGGACGUCUGAAGGUGAAUUUUGGAAUACAACAGACUCGGAGCUAUUCCAAUACGCAAGGCUAUCAACAGGAUCGCUGAGAUAUUAUGGUCUGGGGCUUGAAAACGGGAACUACACUGUAAAUCUGAAAUUCGCAGAAACGGAAUUUCCGGAUUCAAAAACUUGGAAGAGCGUUGGAAAGCGUGUUUUCGAUAUUUAUCUUCAGGGCAAUCUGGCAUGGAAAGACUUCGAUAUAAAAAAAGAAGCAGGUGUUGCCUUCAAAGGCAUUGAGAAGAAACAGUGGGUUAUGGUAUAUCAAAAUAUUCUUGAAAUUCAUCUCCUUUGGGCUGGAAAGGGGAUUUACGGACCCGCCAUCUCGGCCAUCCAUGUUACUCCUAAUUUCAAACCAACUGUCAGGACUCGACGAAAGAAGAACAAGACUGCUUUGGCUGUUGAAAUUUUGGCUCCUAUUUUUCUGAGCAUUGUUUCUGUUUCUGUAUUUUUUAUUUGGAGGAGUAAAAGGUUGAAUGUUGAUAAAGCUGAAGAGUUUCUAGGAAUGGGUCCCAAACCAAACACUUUCAGUUACAGGGAACUGAAGACCGCCACCAAAGAGUUCAGUCCGGCAAAUAAGCUGGGACAGGGAGGAUUUGGGCCCGUUUUUAAAGGCACAUUGCUGGACGGGCAGACAGUGGCUGUGAAGCAACUUUCGGUGGCAUCUCACCAAGGAAAGAGUCAACUUGUAGCAGAGAUUGCAACUAUAUCUGCCGUCCAACAUCGGAACCUCGUGAAGUUGCACGGAUGCUGCAUCGAGGGAGCAAAUCAGCUCCUUGUUUAUGAGUAUUUGGAAAACAAGAGCCUUGAUCAAGCACUCUUCGGAAAUAGUAACCUGCAUCUAGACUGGCAUACCCGCUUUAAGAUAUGCUUGGGGACGGCAAGAGGUCUUGCUUACCUUCACGAGGAAUCCAGGCCACGCAUUGUUCACAGGGAUAUCAAAGCCAGUAAUAUUCUGCUUGAUGCGGAUCUCAAUCCAAAGAUAUCAGAUUUUGGUUUGGCCAAGCUCUACGAUGACAAGAUGACCCACAUGAGUACACGCGUGGCAGGGACAAUCGGCUAUCUUGCACCGGAGUACGCCAUGCGUGGACAUCUGACGGAGAAGGCUGACGUAUUUGGAUUUGGAGUCCUUACUCUGGAGAUUGUAAGCGGAAGGCCAAACACAUGCCAGAACGUGGAUUUGGAGAAGAUGUAUCUUCUUGAAUGGGCUUGGCAUCUCCAUGAAAACAACCGCGCAUUGGAACUGGUGGAUCCAAAAUUAUCCAAUUUUGAUGAAGGAGAAGCAGCUCGGAUGAUCAGCAUUGCUCUUCAAUGCAUCCAGGCAUUGCCAUCGUUACGCCCACCCAUGUCACGGGUGGUGAACAUGCUGCUGGGAGAAAUUGAAGUGGGCGCCGUCUCAUCGAAGCCAAGCUACUUAACCGGUUUGCCAUCCGAUGAUACAGGCAGCUUCAUGGCUAGUGUAACCAUCACCAGCCAACAGUUCUCAUCUUGGUAUGAGAGCAGCUCAUCCCUGGGCGCCACUAAGCCAAUGCUGCAUGAGGACAUCGGAGAUGGACGGUGAUGACUGCUUCCGAUCUCUCCGUACAUGCAUAAACAUAUAUGUAUCUAUAUACGACCAUACAUAUUUAGAUGCCAGGCAGUUUGGUUGUUGGUAUUAUAAGAAUUUUAUAAGGUGGGGUUAAUUGAUCAA
Molecule: messenger RNA, 2197 nt
Organism: Magnolia sinica
Lineage: Eukaryota; Viridiplantae; Streptophyta; Magnoliopsida; Magnoliales; Magnoliaceae
Product: probable LRR receptor-like serine/threonine-protein kinase At1g56140
Exons: 13
Coding region: 47-2068 (673 amino acids)
Biological process (GO): protein phosphorylation
Molecular function (GO): ATP binding; protein kinase activity
Source: RefSeq, a predicted model, not a curated record